This is a messenger RNA of Spea bombifrons (plains spadefoot toad), 3263 nucleotides long. RefSeq names its product potassium channel tetramerization domain containing 1 (gene KCTD1). Gene Ontology annotation, cellular component: nucleus. The coding region runs from base 89 to 2620 and encodes 843 amino acids. The transcript has 5 exons. Gene Ontology annotation, molecular function: transcription corepressor activity; transcription factor binding. NCBI's taxonomy places the organism in Eukaryota, Metazoa, Chordata, Amphibia, Anura, Pelobatidae. The record is from RefSeq and is a predicted model, not a curated record. Gene Ontology annotation, biological process: protein homooligomerization; negative regulation of DNA-templated transcription.
GCGCCCGGGCCCUGGGACUGGCAGAGACACGGCGGCGAGGCGGCACAGUCUCGUAUACAGAACAGCCGGAGUGGAAUAGAAAGGCAAUAUGGCGAGGAUGCCUGUCAGCGGGGACUGCAACCCGGGCACCGCAGAGCCUGACCCCCGGGCGGCACAGCACCGCCUGCAGCCGGGCAGCGCCGGGGAGGAAGAAGAAGAAGAGGAGGAUGAGGAUGAUGAGAUUCAGGAGGUCCAGAUUACCGGGGAAGAGGAGGAGGAGGACGAGCUGCUGCUGCUGGACGAGGAGGACGAGCUGGAGGAUGAUGAGAUGCAGCUGGAGUGGGACCCUGAGGACGGCUCUCUGCUGGAGUCUCCUUUCACCCGCCUAGGUGAGCGUGCAAGCGCGCUGCUCCCCCACCCCUCUGCCCAGCGCCCUACCAUGGUGCCCGGCCUGCGCUCCGGGAUGGUGGCGACGGACAUGGAGCCUUUGCUGCUGCAGUUGGGGGGCGCAGGGGGGGCGGGUGACGGGGGAGGCUGCCUGGGGUCCCCUUCCGAGCGGCCCGAGCGAGCCCGGCUCAGCGAGAAUACCCGCCUGGCCACCCGCUACGCGGUGCGCAUCUUCCGGGAGUACCUGAGUGAGAAGUCGCAGAGCCCGGACUUCGAGAGCAUGGACAAGGAGGCGCUGUGCCGGGUGCUGCGCUCCUUCUAUGCCGAGGCGCGCUCCAAGAGCGGCCAGCUGUACAGCAAGUCAUCCCUCAUCAGCAUCCGCUCGUCCCUCAACCGCUACCUGAACGAGCCCCCCUACUGCCGCACCCUGGACCUCACCAAGGACCCGGAGUUACGCAGCGCGAACUUAACGCUGGCUGCGGUUAUACGCAAGCUGGAGGAGCAGGGGGCCGGCCCGGUGGUGCAGAAGCAGGCCAUCACCAGAGCCGACCUGAGGAAGCUCUACACAUCGUGCGUGUUCAGCGUGUGCAGCCCCUUCGGACUCCUCAAUAAGGUCUGGUUUGAGACCUGUAUGUACUUCUGCACCAGGGGGAGGGAGAACCAGAGAGAGCUGGAAGAGGACUCUUUUGGCCUGGCCAUGGAUGAGGAUGGUAGGAGGUUCGUCUACUUCAAAGCGCUGGGACCUUACCACAAGUCACGCUCCUCGUCCUGGGGGAAGAAACGCGGUGGUCCGGGCGGCGGGGGUGUCGCCGCGGAAAGCGACGAGGAGAACCUGCCGCGCAUGUACGAGACUGGCACAGAGUUCUGCCCGUAUGCCAGUUUUGUCAAGUACCUGGCCAAGCGCAACCCGCUUUGCAAAGCCUUCUUUCAAAGGCCACGGGACCAUUGCUGCGAGUCUGAUGUUACAUGGUACGAAAAUAAAGCCAUUGGCAAGAACUUGUUGGGUACCCGCAUGCAGAUGUUAUCAAAGGCCGCCAAGCUGUCCAAAACAUAUACUAAUCAUUGCAUCGGCGCCGUGUCUGUGGCCACCCUAAACAGCAUCGCUGGCAUCGGUACCAAGCUAGGACCACCUUUCUUCCUGGACAACAUGAAUGGGUCCAGACACAGGCAGGUUGCACCUGGCAAUACUUUUAUCCUCCCUAAGCCAAGAGGUGGGCUGCAGGAACCUAAGAACGAGGCACACAAGCGUCCUCUGUAUGACUCGACCCAGUCCAUGUAUUCGGCCGGGGACAUCACUUCUCAGUCUCCGAAAAGACUAUGUCUCAGGCCUACUGAUCCUUCAGACUGUGUGCUGGUGGUUUCGGUCAAGAGCGACCCUCAGCCAUCUUGCCCAGAAUCCAAUGGUCACAAGGCGCUCGCAGCCUCACCCGCAGUUACGUCCCCUCAAGUGGUGCCCCCUGUUCAGGACACCCGGCCCAAUAUGUCCAGACCUCUGAUCACCAGAUCACCUGCAUCUCCUUUGAACAAUCAAGGCAUUCCUACCCCUGCACAGCUCACCAAGUCCAACGCACCCGUCCACAUCGAUGUUGGUGGACACAUGUAUACCAGCAGCCUGGCGACUCUCACAAAGUACCCUGAUUCCAGAAUUGGCAGACUUUUCGAUGGUACGGAGCCUAUUGUUCUGGAUAGCUUAAAGCAGCACUAUUUCAUUGACCGCGAUGGGCAGAUGUUUCGCUAUAUCCUAAACUUCCUGCGCACAUCAAAACUCCUAAUCUCUGAUGAUUUCAAAGAUUACUCUCUGCUCUAUGAAGAGGCAAAAUACUUUCAUCUCCAGCCCAUGCUCCUGGAGCUGGAACGGUGGAAACAGGACAAAGAGGCUGGCCGUUUCUCGCGGCCCUGCGAGUGUUUGGUAGUCAGAGUUGCGCCUGACCUUGGCGAAAGGAUCACGCUGAGCGGAGACAAGUCGCUAAUAGAGGAGGUUUUUCCGGAAAUUGGGGACGUGAUGUGUAAUUCAGUCAAUGCGGGCUGGAACCACGACUCUACACACGUUAUUCGGUUUCCGCUUAAUGGAUACUGUCACCUCAAUUCAGUACAGGUGCUGGAAAGGUUGCAGCAGCGUGGCUUUGAGAUUGUAGGCUCAUGUGGUGGAGGAGUUGACUCUUCCAUGUUUAGCGAAUAUGUACUAAGACGAGAACUGAAAAGGACAUCUCGCGCACCUUCCGUCAUUCGAAUAAAACAGGAGCCGUUAGAUUAAAUUGACUAUUUUCUUAUGCAAAAUGGGACAGUUCAUAGGGCGAUGGUACACAAACGUCCUGGAAUCAACACCAAUUAAGGCAUUUUAGUCACCUCAAAAGACAUUCAUUGCUGGAAUUCUACUGCAGCACCAGGAAAACACUCUACGGGAUGUUUUUGAACAUAGGGAAAUAUAGAAUAUGUAAAAUCAUGGUACGCUACUGUGAUGGUCACCACACAUUAUUCACAUGAUAUUGUACAUUCACAUGAAUAUAUACCAUAAUAAAACCUAUGUUCACAGUUAUUAUUCUGAACAUCGAGUUUUAGCCGCUGGAAAAAAUCCUUCUAUAGUUGAAGGGCUUAAAGGCUCAAAGUAACCACUACAUUUUUUAUUCUUCAACUAAAAUUGAAAAGGGCAGUCCAAAAUGAUCAGGGAGGUUAGAUUUAUUGGCUUAAAGCCUUUUACUUUCAAGAUGAGCUGUUAGAGGGUUGCAUGCCCCCGGAGGGAGAAGACUUCAAACCAAGGAACAUAUAUGAAAUCAGCGUUGUUUCACUGCCAGAUGCAUUUCUUUAGUUGGAGGCAUUCAUGAUCUGGAUAUAAUCAUUUUGGGAUACAUUAACAAAACCAAACACCUCUAAAAUUACCCUUUUUUCAUCAAACAAAA